AUGCGUUUCACCAUCACCGCCAUCGCCUCCAUCCUGGCCGCGGCCAGCGCCGUCUCCGGCCUCAGCGUCGAAGAGGCCCGCGAGAUCCGUCCCCAGGUUGAGGAGUACCUCAACACCCUGAAGAUCAGAGACGUUGAGAAGCGCAACUUCUGCACUGACCACUGGAAGACUUGCGAGAACUGCUUCGAGAAGUACCCUUACUGUCACAUGGAUAACAUCCCGAGCUCAAUCAACUGGCAAGUUACUCUGUUCAUGAGCACAACUUUUGGCUACCUGCAGCUCCUGCCCUGGAGACUGUUAAAUAUACACGAUGACAUGCUGGAGCUUAAAGAUCUGCCAUUGAAUUCAGAACAGAUCGAAUAG
Colletotrichum aenigma is the source of this 363-nucleotide messenger RNA. RefSeq lists its product as uncharacterized. The transcript is spliced from 2 exons. The record is from RefSeq and is a predicted model, not a curated record. NCBI's taxonomy places the organism in Eukaryota, Fungi, Ascomycota, Sordariomycetes, Glomerellales, Glomerellaceae. Bases 1 to 363 code for a protein of 120 amino acids.